Messenger RNA from Cephus cinctus (wheat stem sawfly), 1321 nucleotides. RefSeq lists its product as uncharacterized. The record is from RefSeq and is a predicted model, not a curated record. The coding region runs from base 307 to 1227 and encodes 306 amino acids. The transcript is spliced from 3 exons. Lineage: Eukaryota; Metazoa; Arthropoda; Insecta; Hymenoptera; Cephidae.
UUGACUACGUUCUGCGACACUUAAACUGUACAGUCUCUUCUUUGACUAGUGUCAUUGCUUGUGUCACCAUUUAAAUCAAAUUGUCUUUGUACAUUUAACUUAUAAUACUCACGUAUAUCGUACAGUUAUGGUGCACCGGAAAUAAUCUUUUUUUUCUAUUAUUAAUUCUCUUUGUGAAUCUUCGAAGGGAGGAAAAAUGUAAUUUGACUUGAAAAUGACUUCAAACGAGUCCGUCCAUCGCCAUUUCUAUAACCUUGUUUCGUAUUUUUUUUUGUCUUAUAAUUUAUAUCGAUGAGGUAACAGAGCAUGCAGAAUCCAAGAAAACGCGGUGCGUCUGAGGAUCAAGAAAUUAAUUCGGUUAUAGAUCGGAUCUUGUGGAAUGAUACUAAAGAUGCCAGAAGAUGUUCAAAAAUUUGUAAUGUUGAAAAAAAGUGUUGUGACAGUUAUGGAAAUGAAUCAAAUCAAGUCAAUUGCGCUGUUGAGUCAUCAGCUAGAUUUUCUUUAAAAGUUAUGGAGGCUUUACGUAAUCUGCAGAGAAAUGAUCAGAAUAAAUGUAAAAAUUCAUAUUGUGUUAAUGAUAUUGUUAAUUACAUUGAGAAUAAUUAUAGUCACGAUGGUGAUUUGUAUGCUCAGGUGUUAACAGUGUUACCACAAAUUUGUGCUCAAGGAUUUAUAGUUAAAACUGGAAGCGACGAGUAUUAUCACGUGGGACCAUUUGCCUGUAUGAUAAAUCAAAAUUUAAAAAGAGAAUUAGGAAAUUGUCCUGAAGCUUGUACUGGGAAAUCUGAUGACAGCUGUGACGAUGAGUCUUUCGAAGAUUUAGGCCAAAUUUCGAAUAUACGAAAGAAAACUUGUGACACUUGGAAAAAAUCCAGAAAAACGACAUGUCCCUCCAGAAGCUCUGCUACUAAAAGAACAAAUAACCCUUAUAUGCAUUGUUCGCAGAAUCGGCCUGACAGACUUUCUAGAGGAAGCAGACGUGACAAUAUAUCGCGCGGAAAGUCAAAAAAAUAUCGAAAUAUUUUCAGCGAUGAAAAUCAAAGUGAAAUUGAAUUAAGCUCAAAUGACGAUUCGGAAAAAGAUGGCAGCUCGGAUGAAAAUUUAUUUCAGGGAUUAGAAUCGAAAAAAUCAAAUAUACCUGUAGGAAUAAUAAAUACGGACGACAAAGAACUAAAAGGAUGGUUGCGCCGUUGUUGCAGAGAAUCGGAACAGCAAGGAACAAUCUAGAAAAAUUAUCGAUUCAUCAAUUAUGGUCGAAGUAAAGGCUUUUGUUAUACAAUUUCUUUUUAUGUAUGAUACACAUAUUGUAAUUUUCAUUAAA